Molecule: messenger RNA, 3829 nt
Organism: Diaporthe batatas
Lineage: Eukaryota; Fungi; Ascomycota; Sordariomycetes; Diaporthales; Diaporthaceae
Exons: 5
Coding region: 147-2765 (872 amino acids)
Molecular function (GO): glutamine synthetase activity; hydrolase activity
Source: RefSeq, a predicted model, not a curated record
CCACCUCACACUUCGCAUUUGCAACAUCAGCCCACCUUGGGGAGACCAAGGGCAAUAGCAUCCCAUCGACGGCCAGUGAGCUUUCUAAAUUCACCCACGCUCGGAAUCAUUUCCACGUCAAGAAAUCUCGGGCUCAUGUGAACACAAUGACCUGGUCCACCUCAGCCCCUGCCGCGGGCGUCUCAAGAACCCAGCUCAACGAAGUAAGGCGCGUCAUUGCCCAAUGUCCUAUAAUCGACGGCCAUGCCCAUCCUUUGCUCAAGCCGGAUGCCCUGGCCAAGUAUCCGCUGCUCUCCAUCACUACCGAGGCCGCAGGAGAUGCCAUCCAUGCGGCAUUCACGAGCCUGUCGCACCUGCGCGGUGUGAAGCAGCUCGCUCACGUGCUCGACUGCGCGCAGACGUGGGAGGCUGUUGUGGCUGCCAUUGAGCAGCGGCGGCUGGAGGAUUACGAUGACUGGAUCAGUGAGUGCCUGGAUGGCAUCGAGACCAUCCUUGUCGAUGACGGACUGGAUACACCUGAUGAUGCGUACGACUACGAUUGGCACAACUCGUUCACGCGGAGCGGAUGCAAGCGCAUCGUCCGGAUCGAGACUGUGGCGGGCAGGAUCUUUCAGAAGCAUGCUUCCGAAUUCAAGCAGGGUGACAGCUCCGAGGAUGUCUUCGACCGAGCUAUCGAGGAGUUCGACGCCGAGAUCCGCAGUGCCCUCGAGGACCCGGAGGUGGUAGGCUUCAAGAGCGUGAUUUGCUACCGCACCGGCCUGGAUAUAUCCGCUGUCGUCGAUCUCACGGUUGCGAAAGCCUCCUUUGAUGAGAUUGUGACGGACUACGCUGGUCCGGCGGAACUGGUGAGGAUACAGCACCCAGGCCUCAACGACCUCCUCGUGCACCGGGCAGCCGCGCUGAUCAGCGAGAUGCCGGGACGGGAGAGGAAGCCGCUACAAUUCCACACUGGCCUAGGAGAUAACGAUCUCACUCUCGCCAAAUCAUCCCCGGCGCAUCUGCAAGAGUUCAUCCGAACAUAUCCCAAGGUCCCGAUCGUGCUGCUACAUGCGGGCUACCCGUUCACGCGAGAGUUGGGCUACCUGGCGACAGUCUAUGCAAACGUGUACGCUGACAUUGGUGAAAUCUUCCCGUUUGUCAGUCAAGAUGGUCAGGCUAUUGCGGUGCGCCAGAUCCUCGAGCUCUGCCCUUGGUCUAAGAUAAUGUGGUCCACCGAUGGCCACUGGUUCCCGGAGACCUAUGCGCUGGCCAUAAUUCAGAUCAGGGAAGUCUUGGAAUCGGUCUUGUGCGACUAUGUCCGCAAAGGUGCCAUGAGCUGGAAAUCCGCUAUCGAACUUGUUAGAGACAUUCUAUACAAGAAUUCCAAUAAGCUCUACCACCUCGGACUUUCAUUUUCGGAGUGGGAGACGGACUACGAAGGCGGUGACGCAAUGGAGGACGAAGCGACAGACCUCGAGAUCUUCACACAUGUCAUUCGGGGCAAGUCAACGCCGGAUUUCAUCCGAAUUUGUUGGACAGACUUGACGGCGAUGCCCCGGAUGAGAAUGAUCCCCUUUAGAAAGCUCAUCACGUCGCUGGAAGAGGGAAAGCCUGUGGACAUAGGCAUUACGAAAGCCUGCCUCGGCCUAUUGCAGAAUGACCUGAUGACGCCCGGAACUAGCGCCAGUGGGGAGUACAGACUUCAUCCUGACUUUUCGUCCUUGAAGAGCGGGCCCAUACCAGGACAUUUCAGCAUGUAUGGUGACUUCCGCGAGAAAGAUGGGUCUAUCGUCCCGCUUUGCCCCAGAACGCAACUCACGAGGGCCCAAGAAUAUGGGGCAAGGCAAGGCUUGUCCUUUCUGGUAGGCUUUGAGAUCGAGUUCUUGCUCCUCGAGCGCAGUGAAUCUGGAAAAUUCGAGCCACUGGACAAGGACGGACACUCUUGGUCUGUAUCCCGCUUCUUCACGAAUCAAAAGAUUCCAAAGCUCCUCGCGGAUAUCACCAGGGAGCUGGAGUCAAUGGGAAUCUUGGUCGAGCAGGUUCACGCCGAGAGCGCACCGGGCCAGUUCGAACUCGUCCUCCCAGCGUUGCCUCCGGUCCAGGCGGUUGACACCCUUCUCCAUACAAGAGAGGUGAUUUCUGCCAUGGCGACGGCAGCAGGAUUCAAGUUUACACUGUACCCCAAGCCUUUUCCGGGUAUAUGUGGGACGGCGGCGCAUGCGCACAUAUCUAUAGCCUCGACUGGGGGUGACAGGAAGGAGACAUACGAGCCCUUUUACGCAGGAAUCCUGAAACAUCUACGCGCCAUCAUGGCGUUUGCGUAUAGCAACCCAGCGAGCUAUGAAAGAUUGGCCGAUGGGGCGUGGGCUGGAGGGAGGUGGGUGACAUGGGGCACACAAAAUCGCGAGACGCCCCUGCGCAAAAUCGAAGAUAGCCAUUGGGAGUUUAAAUGUCUCGACGGACUUGCAAAUCCGUACCUGGCGCUGGCCUCGGUUCUUUUCGCGGGCACCCACGGUUUCAUGGCCAAAGAGAAGCUAAUUUGGCAGGACUGUGAAGUCGACCCGGCGAGCCUGACGGAGAACGAUCGCAAGGAGCUUAAUGUCUCGGAGAUGUUGCCGGGUAACGUUGAGGAGGCUCUAGAGUCUCUUGAAAAGGACGCAGAAUUAAAAGAUUUGCUAGGUUCUGAAGUGGUCGACAGGUACUCUGCAGUCAAGCAGUUCGAGUCCAAGUUCCUCAACUCAAUGGAGGACGAGGAGAGGCGGAGAUUUCUCAUCGCACGGUACUAGAUACCACUGGCCGAAACAUCGAACAAUGUCAGGAGUUACAAAAGCAUGGCGGACCUGCUAAUUAGUUACAAUGGUAUUCAUAAUCAAAUGUGACGGCCAACAGCUAAGCCCACAGGUGAGCAGCGGGCGGAAAGAUUAUUCGUGGCACGCAGGCGGCUAAUGUCUUGACUCUCGUCAACCCGCCCUGGUGCCCGUCUGGACCUUAUGAACAUUCUUUAGCAAUGGUCUCCAUCGCCCUGACGUACUCGUGAACCUCCUUCGCCCCCACAAGCGUAAGAUCCCUCCUUCUCCCCUCAAAUACAAUAUGUGGCACUGAAUCAAUGCCGUUCGUCACGGACUCCCUCAAGGCGGUUUUUACUUCAAUCCUACCCUCGCUCUCAUCGUCCACCACAGCCUUCGCUUUCUCUUCCUCUAUGCCAGCCUCCAGGCACGCUGCCACCAGGGUCUCGGAGGAGCUGGGGCUCUGCUCCUCCUCAAAGUACAUACGGUAGAGCGCGGCGACGAGCCUGUUCGCCGUCUCCGCACCCGCCUCCUCUUGGAAGUACUGGAUGACGCGAUGCGCCUGGAGCGUGUCGGCAAUGUCGCCGCCGAAGCUGAACUUGAUCCCGCUCGCCUCGCCGAGAGUGCUCAUGAACUCGACAAACAUGUCCAUCUUGUCCUUUGAGCCAUCGUACUUGCGGUCUCGCUGCCAGGCGUAUUUUUCCUGCGCGGGGCCGAAUGAAGGGUACAGUUGGUAGGGCAGGAAGCGAACACUGAACGAAACCUUCGAGGUGACCUCGGGUGAGAGCCGGGUGAGCGCGAGGUCGAGGCGCUUUUUGGCAAUGUACGUCCAAGGGCAGAUUGUGUCUAGAGUGAAGGAAAUCUGCGAAUUAUACAUGGUCGAUGCGGUUGAAACAACAAGCAGUAGCGCUUAAAGUGAUGUAUUCUUGCUGUGGGAUCACGGCUUUGCACAUUGUGUGACUGUGUCGGGGCCGCACAUCCACUGCAGAAUCUAUGGCCGGCGUCAUAGCCUGCAUGUGGUCUGCCACCACAGACUCCCUGCGGGGAAGACGUCAAUUGGUCGG